CCAGAAUUAUGUCGCAAUGGACGGAGGAGUAUGUUGUCUUUUUCCUCGAAAAAUUAUCAAAGAGCAGACAGGUGGCACUGAAGACAAGAAAAAAAGUGGCUCUGUGUUCGGCAGAUUUCUACGGAACAUCGGCCUCAGGCGCUCCAGUAGGAAGGGGACUUACAAGCAACAUCAAGGUGAUCUAAACGCUUACGAGAUUAGCAUGAGCGACGAGGAUAGGAUGGCGCUGAUGAUACUGGUCAAGGAGGGGAAGAUUAGCACGCAGACGGCGCUGGCUGUGGUGCAGAAGUUUGAGGAGGAGAGGAGGCUGAACCGUGGAGGUUUGGAGGAUGGUAAAGAGAAUGUUUGUGAAACACCUUCUAAAAAAGGCCUUGGCAAGAAAAAGAAAGGAAACAAACCAACAAAAUCCCUUUCUACCUUUUCUGCUGAUGACCCCCAAAGGUGCCAGACCAGCCCCCAGGUGACAGAGGAGGAGCUGCUGUGUGACCACCAGAUCUGUCGCCAGCGCAGGGUCCACAGUCUGGGUCAGCUGGAUGUCCCGCACCUCCGUCCACAGCAGGAGUUUCAGCAUGACCUUCAGCUGGAUAAGAUGGCCUUGACCCGUGCUGUUUCCUGCUCACCUGCCUGUUCACCUGGACAGAAGAUGGCCUUGCAGGCUGACCAGUCGUCUUUAGCCAAGCUCCACAGCCCAGGCCACCAUCAAGCCACCAGCCACCAUCACCACCAUCACAACCUCAACAAGGUUGAAGCCCUCAGAGAGCGUCUUACAGGGAAAACUAUCAACGUUGUGCCAAAAACUUCAUCAAAGUAA
Messenger RNA from Physella acuta, 811 nucleotides. RefSeq lists its product as uncharacterized. NCBI's taxonomy places the organism in Eukaryota, Metazoa, Mollusca, Gastropoda, Physidae. The record is from RefSeq and is a predicted model, not a curated record.